This is a messenger RNA of Sinocyclocheilus anshuiensis, 1553 nucleotides long. RefSeq names its product carbonic anhydrase (gene cahz). Gene Ontology annotation, biological process: regulation of pH; carbon dioxide transport. The record is from RefSeq and is a predicted model, not a curated record. Gene Ontology annotation, cellular component: cytoplasm. Gene Ontology annotation, molecular function: carbonate dehydratase activity; zinc ion binding. The coding region runs from base 122 to 904 and encodes 260 amino acids. NCBI's taxonomy places the organism in Eukaryota, Metazoa, Chordata, Actinopteri, Cypriniformes, Cyprinidae. The transcript is spliced from 7 exons.
GGUUGAGAUAGGUACCAGUACCAGCAGGGGACCACUAUAUAAAGGCUGACAUAGUUUAGAAGAACCAGCAGUUGCUGGUCUUUAGCAUCCAGGUCUUACACAUUGAACGACACAAAUAAUCAUGUCUCACGCUUGGGGUUAUGGAGCACAAGACGGGCCAGAAAAUUGGGCAGAAAGCUUUCCCGUUGCAAACGGACCCAGACAGUCUCCCAUUGAUAUCGUACCCACCCAAGCACAACAUGACCCUUCUCUGAAGCAACUCAAAUUGAAGUAUGACCCCGCCACCACUAAGGGCAUCCUCAACAAUGGCCAUUCAUUCCAAGUGGAUUUCAUUGAUGACGACAACAGCUCAACUCUGGCUGGAGGUCCCGUGAUAGGGAUAUACAGGUUGAGACAGUUCCAUUUCCACUGGGGAAGCAGUGAUGACAAGGGCUCAGAGCACACUAUUGCUGGAACCAGGUUCCCCUGUGAGCUUCAUCUCGUUCACUGGAACACCAAGUACCCAAACUUUGGCGAAGCUGCCAGUAAGCCUGAUGGCCUUGCUGUGGUUGGAGUUUUUCUCAAGAUUGGUUCCGCCAAUCCAAGGCUUCAGAAAGUUCUAGAUGCUCUUGAUGACAUCAGAUCAAAGGGCAGACAGACUACAUUUAGCAACUUUGAUCCUAAAACCUUGCUGCCCGCCACUCUGGAUUUCUGGACUUACGAGGGGUCUUUGACCACACCUCCUCUUCUGGAGAGUGUCACCUGGAUCGUUUUGAAAGACCCAGUCUGUGUUAGUCCUGCUCAGAUGGCUAAGUUCCGUAGCCUGUUGUUCACAUCUGAAGGAGAGGCACCUUCCUGCAUGGUUGACAACUUCAGACCCCCUCAACCUCUCAAGGGACGCAAAGUCCGUGCAUCCUUCAAGUAAACAGCAGUAUCGAUGCCACAACCCUCCCACUGCCUUCUGAUCAUGGUGCUUUUAACUGGUUCACAAAAACAUUACCAGUGAAAUUGCUACUGAAAUAUCCCAAUCCAGGCCCUUGCUUACAUUGCAGUGUUGAUAACAAGAAAGCUGUAUCUGAUCUUCUAAAACUGUCUAUUUUUGUCAUAAAUGCUUAUAUUAUUAUUUAACAUGAGAAAUAGUAUUAAAAUGCUUAUAUACUCAGUGCUUAAUAACAAUGGCAGCCCCAGCUCUAGAAACAGUGGUUUGUUACCUACAUUUCCUUGCAGUUUUAUGUAAACUGGACAAAUGGGAAACUAUUUAACUUCCAAAUUAUCCCAGUCCAUCUUUGAUCGCUCCACUUCGUGCUUUAUUUCUAGCUAUGCAGAACUGCACUAUACUCCAUGUUAUUCAAUAGGAAAGACAUCAUGGUUCUUUUUGUGUUUAUGGCAAUGGAUGCAUAUCAGUUAAAUGUGUAACUGAUCGGAUGUGUUGAAGCUGAAAUACCUGCAGGAAAGCACUUAUUAACAGCAAUAUGUUGUUGUUAAAGUGUUUUAUUAUUUGUCAAGAAGAAUUUCAAGAGAUUAGCUUUUAAAAUUGUUUCUAAGAAUGUUGUACCAUGAUGUUCUGCCUUAGA